Molecule: messenger RNA, 687 nt
Organism: Stylonychia lemnae
Lineage: Eukaryota; Ciliophora; Spirotrichea; Sporadotrichida; Oxytrichidae
Source: the annotation of a GenBank genome assembly
AUGAAUGCUCUUUUAAUGUCUAAGAGCAAACCAAAGGUACUCGAUUGGCGAUAUUAAAACAUCGUCACACCCGUUAAGUACUAGGGAUAAUGCGGGUCUUGCUAUGCUUUUACUGCAAUUGCAGCCUUAGAAAGCUUGCUUAUAUUGAAAAACAAGAAUUUGAACUAAAAUAUUGAUUUAAGUGAGUAACAAUUGCUUGAUUGCUCAUCAUGGUAUGGAAAUAGAGGAUGUAGAGGUGGAGAUGUUGGUUAGGCUUAUGAGUAUCUAAAAUCGUUCAAAAUUCAGAGAGAAUCCAGUUACCCCUAUACAGGGAUUGCUGGUACCUGUAAGUAUGACGAGUCCAAGGGAGUAACUAUUGUAGAGAACAAUGAAAAAUACUGGGUAGAUGGAGCCGAUGAAAUAAAACUCUUGGUGGUUUAGAAUCCAGUUGUAGCUGGAUUAGACGCUUCCUCUAUAUAUUUUAAGAAUUACCAUAGUGGUAUCAUUACUUCAGAUGAUUGCGGGUAAUAAAUGAAUCACUCAGUUUUGAUUAUCGGAUAUGGCAGUGAAAAAAAUGUUGAAUAUUGGAUUGUGAAAAAUUCUUAUGGUACUUAGUGGGGAGAGAGAGGAUAUGCAAGGAUUAAGAUCGGUAUUAAAGAAGGUACAUGCGGUAUCAAUAAAUAUAUAGCAUUUCCAGUGCUCAAUUGA